AUGGCAGAUCUUCAUUCAUGGUGCUUCAGCUUCUUCUUGGUAAUGGCAGUAGUAGGCAACGCAACCGCAGCAUAUUAUGCACCCGUAUUUCGUCCUACAGCAUGGAAACAAGCCUAUGCCACGUUUUAUGGCGAUGAAACUGCUGCCGAGACAAUGGGAGGAGCAUGUGGGUAUGGAAAUUUGUUCAGCAGUGGUUACGGUACCGCAACAGCCGCGUUGAGCUCUGUACUAUUCAACAAUGGUUACAGAUGCGGCCAAUGCUUCCAAAUACGGUGCGUUAAGUCGCAAUUGUGCUACAGAGGCUCGCCAAUCACCACCAUCACCGCCACAAACCUCUGCCCUCCCAACUGGGCUAAGGACUCGAACAACGGUGGCUGGUGCAACCCACCUCGGACACAUUUCGACAUGUCUAAGCCUGCAUUCAUGAAAAUUGCACAGUGGAAGGCUGGUAUUGUACCUGUCAUGUUCCGCAGCUUCUUCUUGGUAAUGGCGGUAGUAGGCAACGCAACCGCAGCGUAUUAUGCACCCGUAUUUCGUCCUACAGCAUGGAAACAAGCCUAUGCCACGUUUUAUGGCGAUGAAACUGCUGCCGAGACAAUGGGUGGAGCAUGUGGGUAUGGAAAUUUGUUCAACAGUGGUUACGGUACCGCGACGGCCGCGUUGAGCUCCGUACUAUUCAACAAUGGUUACGGAUGCGGCCAAUGCUUCCAAAUACGGUGCGUUAAGUCGCAAUUGUGCUACAGAGGCUCGCCAAUCACCACCAUCACCGCCACAAACCUCUGCCCUCCCAACUGGGCUAAGGACUCGAAUAACGGUGGCUGGUGCAACCCACCUCGGACACAUUUCGACAUGUCCAAGCCUGCAUUCAUGAAAAUUGCACAGUGGAAGGCUGGUAUUGUACCUGUCAUGUUCCGCAGAGUGCCAUGUGUUAGGAAAGGCGGCCUUCGAUUCACCUUCCAAGGAAACGGCUAUUGGCUGCUCGUGUACGUGAUGAAUGUUGCCGGGGGCGGAGAUAUCGCACAAAUGUGGGUUAAGGGAAGCAAGACAGGGUGGAUAAGCAUGAGCCACAACUGGGGGGCUUCAUAUCAAGCAUUUUCAACUCUUGGAGGCCAAGCCCUUUCUUUCAAGUUAACUUCAUACACAUCCCAUGAGACCAUUAUUGCAUGGAAUGUUGCCCCUUCCAAUUGGCAAGUAGGGUUGACUUAUAGUGGUAAUGUCAACUUCCAUUGA
This is a messenger RNA of Fraxinus pennsylvanica, 1230 nucleotides long. The record is from the annotation of a GenBank genome assembly. NCBI's taxonomy places the organism in Eukaryota, Viridiplantae, Streptophyta, Magnoliopsida, Lamiales, Oleaceae.